Molecule: messenger RNA, 4038 nt
Organism: Penicillium soppii
Lineage: Eukaryota; Fungi; Ascomycota; Eurotiomycetes; Eurotiales; Aspergillaceae
Product: ABC transporter ATP-binding protein
Exons: 1
Coding region: 1-4038 (1345 amino acids)
Biological process (GO): transmembrane transport
Cellular component (GO): membrane
Molecular function (GO): ATP hydrolysis activity; ATP binding; ABC-type transporter activity
Source: RefSeq, a predicted model, not a curated record
AUGAAAAGGUGUACGCCAACCAAACAAGGACUAGGCAAAUUUUUUUCAUAUAUUCGACUCCUCUUCUCGCUAGAUUACACCAAAACCGAUGUCUUCCUCAUAAUCGCCGGUGUCUCUUUCUCCGUCGCCGCAGGAAUUCCCUUCCCACUCCUAGGCAUUGUCUUUGGAGAACUAAUAAACGACCUAAACACCGCCACCUGCUCACCAUCCGAUACCACAAACGCCAGCGUAACAAAUGGAGUACAGACAAAAGUUCUCUACGUGAUAUAUAUCACCAUUGCCAAUUUUUGCUUUAUCUAUAUCCACUGCAGCUGCUGGAGUUUGAUCAGUGAACGAAUCGCCCGCCGGUACCGCCGCCGCUAUUUUGAAAGUGUUAUUAGACAGGAAACCGGAUAUAUCGAGAGUUUACCAGCUGGUGAUGUCGUCUCGAGAUUGGUCGGCGACAUCGAAGUCGUACAGUCUGGUACUUCGGAGAAGGUCGGAUUGGUAAUUUCGACCGUUUCAUACUUCAUUACCUCAUAUAUUGUUGCUUUUAUCAAGGUUCCUCAGAUUGCGGGAAUGUUGGUCUCUGUUGUACCUUGCUACUUCUUCAUGACGUUUGUUGGAGGCUACUAUAUCAAAAAGUAUGCCGGACGCAUUACUGAGCAUUCUAAUGCUGCCACAUCGAUCGCAUCGUCCAGUUUGUCCCAUUUGAUGCUAGUGCAUGCUUUUAAUGCUCAUGCUCGUCUGGAGAAACUAUUCGCGGACCACAUUUCUGCAUCCCGGAUGGAUGCCCUCAAGAAGGCGGCAACACAUGCCGGUCAAUUGGGAUUCCUCUAUUUCGUUGCUUACAGUGCGAAUGCACUGGCCUUUUGGGAGGGUGCUCAAUUGAUUGCCGAUUCUGUCGAAGCCGGCGGCACUGGAGUAUCGGUUGGAGCGGUUUAUACCGUCAUUUUUGUUCUGAUUGAUGCGUCUUUCAUCUUGAGUCAAGUCGCCCCAUUCGUUCAUGUCUUUGCCUCUGCGGCCGGAGCAGCUGAUAGGCUUUUGACGGUCAUCCACCGCAAAUCUAACAUUGAUGGCACUUCCAAUUCGGGCAAUACGUCCGCUCCUUUCGACUCGGAUGAUAUCACUUUCAGAAAUGUGCACUUCACAUACCCAUCUCGACCAGAUGUGCCAGUACUUAUGGGAGUAGACUUUGCUAUCCCCUCUCGUAAACACACUGCAAUUGUGGGACCUUCUGGAGGAGGCAAAUCGACCAUUGUCGCCCUCCUGGAACGCUUUUACGACCCCAUGUCCGGUGAGAUAUGUAUCGGCAACCAGGAUUUCCGUGACUUGAAUGUGAAGUACCUACGUGGAAACAUUGGGUUCGUUCAACAGGAGCCAUCACUACUGGAUCGCUCAAUUUUGGAGAAUAUUGCAUAUGGAUUAGUGACCUCAGCCGCCGAACAACACCAGCCACUAGCUCCUUUCAUAUUCGAUUCCACACUUCCUGAUUUGGUUGCCCAGCUGCGGACCGAUCUCUCUGAAAGGAAAGCCCUCGAAGGCCAAGACCCUAGAGUGAUCGAAAUCGUGAACCUGGUCAGACAGGCUGCUGCUAGUUCUAACGCUUUGAACUUCAUCGAUGCCCUCCCGCAAGGAUUUGCCACGACGGUAGGAUCAUCUGGAAACAUGCUGAGUGGAGGGCAAAAGCAGCGUAUUGCACUGGCGCGGGCCUUGGUCCGCGAGCCCUCGUUGUUGAUUCUUGAUGAAGCAACUGCAGCACUUGAUUCCACUAGUGAGCAGCUGAUCCAAGAGGCUUUGACCAAGGUUUCCGAGCGGGUUACUACAGUUUCGAUUGCACACCGUCUAGCCACUGCAAAAGAUGCACACAAUAUUGUUGUCAUUAAGCAGGGCCGCGUGGCUGAACAGGGCACCCAUUCUGAGCUGGUCUCGAGGGGUGGCUCCUAUGCAGAGAUGGUUCGCCUGCAGAAUCUUGGCAGAUUGAAGACAGAACGCCUGAAGCAGGAUCCUAUUCGACAAACUCAUGAAGAGGCCGCCAUUGCGGAGUUGCCGGUUGAUAACAAAGAGGCUUUGCUCGAUGUGAUGGUUGGUGAAGGCACAGACGAGACGUUACCAGCGUACCAAGUCAAGAAAGAAACGGAACGGGAAAAAAAGAAGCGAGAAAAGAAGGAACUGAAGGCGAAGAACAAGGCCAAGCGUUCGGGAUGGUUCACGACAAAGUUCACCUUUUCGCUGUUGCGUCCAAACAUGCACUUUAUUCUGAUUGGAUUUGCCAUGUCAGUGAUCAUCGGAGGCAGCUACUCUGCAGAGGCUGUCAUCUUCGGUCAUACCGUUGGCGCACUAAGUCCGUGCGAUGGAGCAGACGGUAUUCGACAAAGUGGCAAUCUAUAUGGAUUGCUGUUCUUCAUCAUGGCUUUGAUAGAACUCUUGGCCAACGUCGUCAGCGGCUGUGCAUACGGCUGGGCUGCGGAUAAGAUUUUAUACCGAAUUCGAGUCUUGUCUUUGCGCUCCCUUCUAAAUCAGACUGUUAAAUGGCAUGGAGAUGACGAUCGCUCGCCGGGCACACUUCUCACCUAUAUCACUGGCGAUGCUACCGCGCUGAGCAGUAUCACUGGAACAACGAUUGGCCUGCUACUAGCCACUGCUGUGAACCUAAUUGCUGGGUUAGUGAUCUCGUUUGCUAUUGCAUGGAAGAUUGCAAUCGUUUUGCUGCCCACUAUCCCGGUUCUUCUGAUUGCGGGCAUGAUGAAAUUGCGGACCCAGGCCCAGUUUGCAGAACGACAUCAAAAGGCAUUUGCGAAAGCAACCGCCAUUACUGUUGAAGCUGUGAAGAACAUUCGUGCCGUGUCUGCGUUUUCACUCGAGAGACAGUCCUAUGCCGUUUAUGAAAGGGCGUUGAAGGCGCCGUACCGUGAGACUUUGAAAUCCAUUGCAUUCGGCAACGUCUUUCUUGCUAUGGCCUUCAGUAUUAGCAAUCUUGUGUACGCUCUAGCUUAUUGGUGGGGUACUCAACAAAUCGUGGCUGGGCUAUACUCACAGACGCAAUUCUUCAUUGUGCUGCCAGCCCUUUUGUUUAGCACCCAGUCCUGCGGACAGAUGUUUGCCCUCGCGCCUGAUAUUUCUAAAGCAGGUCUUGCAGCAUCGAACAUCGCAGAGCUGCUGACGACGCGCUCGGGCGACGAAGAACUCAACAUCGACGUCAAGGGCGACAGCUAUGACACCCACCUUCUAGAAGAAAAGAUUAUAGACCCGGAAGCGGCACACCCAGAGCAACACAUCCCCAACUCAACUGAAGAACCGCCUCCAAUGAGCGGCAUCGGCGCCGAGCUCCAGAACGUACACUUCGAAUACCCCUCUCGACCCGGCCAACCUGUCCUCCGCGGCCUUACCCUGAAAAUCCAACCUGGCAAAUUUUGCGCUCUAGUCGGACCCAGUGGCUCCGGAAAAUCGACAACUUUCGCAAUGCUAGAACGUUUUUAUCGCCCAGAGUCCGGAAGCGUUGUAAUCGACAACGUGAAUAUAACCCGCCAACAGGGAACGACCUUCCGCGAUGAGAUUGCCCUCGUCCCACAAGAAAACGUCAUGUUUGAAGGAACAGUCGCCUUCAAUAUUGCUCUGGGUGCGAGACCAGGCCACAUACCCUCGCAAGAAGAGAUUGAAGAAGCAUGCCACAUGGCCAAUGUCCACGAAGUCAUUAUGGCCCUGCCGGACGGGUAUCUGACGCAAUGCAACCAGGACGGCAAACAAUUUUCCGGUGGACAGAGACAGCGUCUGUCUAUUGCAAGGGCACUUGUGAGAAGACCGCGGCUGUUGUUGCUUGAUGAGUCAACCAGUGCGUUGGAUGUUGAGUCUGAGAAGAAGAUCCAGGACGCUCUUGCUACCCUUGCUGGGAAAACGACGAUUGUUGCCAUUGCGCAUCGACUCAACACCAUUCACAAGGCGGAUUGUAUUUAUCUCAUUGAGGAGGGGCGUUGUGUUGAGCAGGGCACGCAUGACGAGCUUGUUCAGGCUAGUGAGACCUAUAGGACUAGUGUCAUUCAUCAGUCGCUUGAGACUUGA